AUUUCUGGUAAACAAAGCAUUCCGCCACAAACGUGCUGCAAUUCUCUUGCAUUCGAAACAUCAACUUUUUAUUUAUGAUUUUCGAUUCUAUUCGCCAACUUUCAAUAUGUUAUCAAAUUUGAUAGUGACACCGCAACGACUAGUUGUUAUUCUGGAUGAAUUAGGUCAAGAGAAAAUAUCAGAGAAAUUUCUUACAAAAAUACUUAGGGAACAAGGGGAAGAUGAGUCAAUAACAAUGUUGGCACCUGAUGAGCCAUUUGAAAAAUUAACUUGUGAAAAUAAUAAUGGUACUAAAUUGACUGAAACCAAGAGAUACAAUGUUGUCUUACCAAACCUAUCGGAUUUAUUGGUCUAUCAAAAGCCAGCAGAAAUACUCAAUGGCCUAAAUAAAUUGAAAAAGAGCGAAUGUAUUAAGAGAUCUUUUCUCUGGAUAUCCCCCAACCACUUGGCCUGCGAUCAUGCAGGUUUUUUAAUAGCUGCUUGCGAAUACAUGGCGGAUAUUGUUAUGCAUCUGCAAAAUGAGAAGGAAUUGACGAUUUUAACAAGAAAACCUGGUGGUGGUGUUACAAAUAAUCGAUAUGCAUAUACAAAAACUAAAACAGAGUUUAUGGUCCAAGCAAAAAGGGGCACCGAUUCAAUAGCUAGCCAAAAUAACGGUGGUGAAGGUGAUGAUAAAAACCGAGAGCAGCUAGGUACAUUCAAAAUCGAAUUGGAUGAAGAGGAAAUGGUGGCGAGGAAUGCCAUGAAAAUGCCCUAUGAAAAGGCUAUGGAAGCGAUCGAAAGCAAUAUUAUCUAUACUCCUGAUGCCGCCGAUGACUUCGAUGAUGAAGAUCCCGAUGAAGACUUGAAUAUUUAAAUAGCUCAGAUUAUACCUGAAGUUAGCUCGUUACUUAGAUUUACAUAAAAAACAUUUUUAAGAAUA
Molecule: messenger RNA, 922 nt
Organism: Stomoxys calcitrans (stable fly)
Lineage: Eukaryota; Metazoa; Arthropoda; Insecta; Diptera; Muscidae
Gene: Elp5
Product: elongator complex protein 5
Exons: 3
Coding region: 107-856 (249 amino acids)
Biological process (GO): tRNA wobble uridine modification
Cellular component (GO): elongator holoenzyme complex; nucleus; cytosol
Molecular function (GO): tRNA binding
Source: RefSeq, a predicted model, not a curated record